This is a messenger RNA of Rotaria sp. Silwood1, 330 nucleotides long. Lineage: Eukaryota; Metazoa; Rotifera; Eurotatoria; Philodinida; Philodinidae. The record is from the annotation of a GenBank genome assembly.
AUGAAUUCACCGUCUAUUAUUAUAACUCGUGUUCAUUUUUCCAUUGGUCUUCUUAUUUUUUUGAAUUUAUUUUUUUGUCAAUUUCCUCAACCUGUUCAAACAAUUGCUCUUAGUCAACUUUGUGGUCGAUUUGGACAUUCAUGUUAUGGAGGUAAUUGGGGUAAACGUACUUUACCAGAUGAUUUAUCACAACAAUAUAUUUUAUGGGAUCCAAAUAUAAAUAAUGAUAAAACAGCAGUUCUUCCUGUCAUCGAUCCUAAUGAUAUUUUAGAAGAACUUCAAUCGGAGUUAUUUCGACAACGAUUACGACAAUUAAUGGAUUUGAAAUAA